This is a messenger RNA of Ictalurus punctatus (channel catfish), 3415 nucleotides long. RefSeq names its product ANKH inorganic pyrophosphate transport regulator b (gene ankhb). Gene Ontology annotation, molecular function: phosphate transmembrane transporter activity. Lineage: Eukaryota; Metazoa; Chordata; Actinopteri; Siluriformes; Ictaluridae. The transcript has 13 exons. Gene Ontology annotation, biological process: phosphate ion transmembrane transport. Bases 404 to 1852 code for a protein of 482 amino acids. Gene Ontology annotation, cellular component: membrane. The record is from RefSeq and is a predicted model, not a curated record.
CGAUGAUGAUUUAAUAGCGACUAUCGGCAACGCCAUCUACUGCAGCGCCGAUCUCAUUCCCGGCCUCCGAUUGGACAGCGAUUGCGAUACACCCUGACUGGGGGAGAGAGGGAGGGAGAGGGAGAGAGACGCUCCCUAUUUGAAGUGCACACAUAUAUAUAUUUUUUGUUCCCCCUCCUCCGAUGGAUGAACAAUGGAGAAGCCGUCAGCCGAAAUUUCUGGCGACCCUCCUCUUUUCCCACGCGCAGCAUCAUUGUUGACGAUGCUCUCGCUGCUGUUGUUGUUUUUGUUGUUGUGUGGGAGGCCAGGGACGGGCCUGAAGCGCCGCUAGAAAAGCGCACUCGUCUUGCUUGCCGGUCCUUGCUUCUUGUCCUCUCCGGAGCGAGCAGAUGUGCGCGGAGACAUGGUGACGCUCCCGGCUUUGGCGCACUACUGGCCUCUGGUGCGGUUCCUCGUGCCGCUGGCCAUCACCAACAUCGCCAUCGACCUCGGCGAACAGGCUUUAAACAGAGGGAUCGCAACAGUCAAAAAGGAUGCAGUGGAAAUGCUGGCCAGUUACGGUCUGGCCUAUUCCCUGAUGAAGUUCUUCACCGGGCCUAUGAGCGAUUUCAAGAACGUGGGAUUGGUGUUCGUCAACAGUAAACGCGACCGGAUCAAAGCCGUCUUGUGCAUGGUCGCCGCCGGAACUAUAGCCAUCAUCUUCCACACGCUGAUAGCCUAUACAGACCUCGGCUACUACAUCAUUAACAAACUGCACCAUGUGGACGACUCGGUGGGCAAUAAGACCAGGAAGGCUUUUCUUUACCUGGCUGCAUUUCCUCUACUGGAUGCCAUGGCCUGGACUCAUGCUGGAAUCCUACUAAAGCACAAGCAAAGCUUCCUGGUUGGCUGCGCCUCCAUCUCUGAUGUCGUGGCACAGAUUGUUUUUGUGGCUAUCUUGCUGCACAGUCAUUUGGAGUGUGUGGAGCCAUUGUUGAUUCCCAUCUUGUCUCUGUACAUGGGAGCUCUGGUGCGUUUCACCAUUGUUGGACUGGGCUACUACCGAAACAUUCACAACAACAUCCCAGAAUCCAGCGGCCCUGAGGUUGGGGGAGAUGCCACUAUUAAAAAGAUGCUGAAUUUCUGGUGGCCCCUGGCCCUGAUCUUAGCCACACAGCGGAUCAGCAGACCCAUCGUCAACCUGUUUGUGUCCCGUGACCUGAAAGGCACCGUUGCAGCCACUGAGGCAGUUGCAGUUUUGACAGCCACAUAUCCUGUGGGUCACAUGCCGUACGGCUGGUUGACUGAACUCCGUGUUAUCUAUCCUGCCUUUGACAAGAACAACCCAAGCAAUAAGUUGGCAAACUUUGGUACGACGGUCUCCAAGUCGCACAUCAAGCGUUUCACGUUUGUCUGUUUGGCUCUGUCGAUCACGCUCUGUUUCGUGGUUUUCUGGACACCGCACAUCUCUGAGCGGAUCCUGGUGGACAUCAUAGGCGUGGACCAUGCCUUUGCUGAGCGCUGUGUUGCCCCCUUACAAAUAUUUUCUUUCUUUCCUAUUCCAGUGACGGUGCGUGCUCACCUGACUGGCUGGCUCAUGACCCUGAAGAAAACCUUCGUCCUGGCUCCGAGCUCUGUGCUGCGAAUCAUCGUUCUCAUCACCAGCCUCGUCGUGCUGCCCUACAUGGGACAUCAACAGGACUGGAACGCCAGUGUACUGAGAGAAAGGGUUAAAGAACGGCAUGUCGGCAAAGGUGCAUGGAGCUACUCUGGGGGUUGGAUCUCUCUUAGCUGGCUUCCUCGGAGAGUCUACAAUGGUGGCGAUUGCGGCCUGCUACGUCUACCGGAAGCAGAAGAAGAAGAAAGAUUGUGAUGGGGAGGUGGCCAUCGAGGGAGAGGACUCGGCUCCUAUGAACGAGGUGCGCUCCGGCCGCCGGAUAAAUGACGUCGUUGAACUGAAGGAGGAGGACGAGGAAGAAGAGUGACCUGGUGAUUUUUAGGAGACGUCAGCCUCAUGCGCAUUCCUCCUGGUUAUGUUCAGUGCUUGUGGGAGGACGUGUUGAGGGGGGGAUCCAGGGAUUUUUUUGCUUUGCAGGGCAGUGUUUUAAUCGCUUACUGCCCCUGUUGCUGCUCUUUCCACCUGUGCAGUGUGCACAUGGAGUAUGCUUGAAAAGGGAGCCGUAGUUAGAAAUCACGAAAGACAGAAAGGACACACAUUCCUAUUGUAUUAAAUGUCAUUCAGCCACACACACGUGUGUGUGUGUGUGUGUAUGUGUGUGUAUCUCAGUAGAUGUUUUUCAGCUGUUGUCGGGAAUCUCUACGUGACGGACAGUCAAGAUAUCGAUUUGUACCAAAGCUACUUGUCGCGUGUUAACUGCUUUUCAUCAGUGCUCUGAGCUCAACUGUGCUGCCGUCCUAAACGUUUAUGAACCCUGAUCUGGAAAGAAAAUACAAAAAUAUUACACACGCGCACACACACACACACACACACACACACAGUAACUUCAUCUUCUUGGAAUGUGAAUAUCUUUUGGUUGUUAUUUUUUAUCUCGCAUACACUGCAGAAAGUGAAGAGAAGAUAUGAAUUUUCCAGGAACUCUAAACCCGAAUGUUGCUGCACAGCCGAGACCUUUUAUGCUAGAAAUGUUUCAAAUAGAGUUAAUUAUACAGUCGCACACAAAUAUACAUCUUUACAUGGUCAGAUUUUUUUUUUUUUUUUAAAUCAGGUUGGAGUGUGUAUUAGAUUAAUAACAUGAGUAAAUGAAUAAGGAAAUGGCUUCAGAGUGACAAGUGGGUGAAGUGUGCGGGCCAUUUUAGAGGCACUAUUUUUUAAUAUGCAAUGUCAUAGAUGUAUAAACUCUGGUACCUUUUUGUAUGAGUGAUGUGAAGUCUGUAUUUGGUGGGAAAGGGAAGGAGGAUAUCGCUGUCCGUUUGCUUUACAUGCUCAUGUCUGUUGCAGUAUUUUAAAAAGAAAAUAACAUUUCAUUUGAACAUUUUUUUUUUUUCCUAUUAGACAUUCUGUUCUUAUGUCAUCUGAAAAAAAAAAUAUAUAUAUAUAUAUAUAUUAUAUAAACUAGGUAUGAAAAAUUUGGGAAGAAAUUUUGCUAGUGUUAAUUUCCCCUGUGUAUGGAGACUCUUGGGACACCCUGUAAGCACCAUGAAGUCUGAUUGAUCAUCCCUUUCCUGUCCUAUACUAUUGUAAUGAUGAUAAAUUUCUGCACAAGUAUUUAUGAUGUCUACGGCAUUCCAGCAUUCGUUUUUUUGAUUUGGUUUGUGAUGACGAGCAAUGUCUGGCCGUGCUCCUUUUAUAUUAAAUAUUACUGCUUGAUCCAAAGCAGAGGAAAUGCACAGUAGACGUUCAGACCUUUUACAGUUGUCCAGUUCAGACGAUGACAGCUUUAUUCCACAAUGAUUAAAGGGUGACAAUGUAACCACA